This is a messenger RNA of Neoarius graeffei (lesser salmon catfish), 588 nucleotides long. Its product is annotated as ubiquinol-cytochrome-c reductase complex assembly factor 2. Gene Ontology annotation, cellular component: mitochondrial matrix. The record is from RefSeq and is a predicted model, not a curated record. Gene Ontology annotation, biological process: mitochondrial respiratory chain complex III assembly. NCBI's taxonomy places the organism in Eukaryota, Metazoa, Chordata, Actinopteri, Siluriformes, Ariidae. The transcript is spliced from 4 exons. Bases 25 to 414 code for a protein of 129 amino acids.
UCCUCCCUUUCCGCGAGUCUGAAAAUGGCCGCCACCAGGUACCGUCGCUUUCUCAAGCUAUGUGAAGAAUGGCCCAAAGACGAAUCGAAGAAAGGUCGAGAUUUGGGGACUUUUUUACGGCAGAAGGUGGCCAGUGUAUUCAGAGAGGGCGAGAACACUCAGAUCUCUGACCCAGAAAAAUGCAAUCAAAUGUAUGAAAGUCUGGUGCGCAUCAACAGCAACGCUUACAAAGAAAAGUUUCCAAGAGUAAAAGACACAAGUUUUACUGGUGUGACAGUGGAAGAGUGUCGAAUGAUCCUAGGAACAGGAACUAUGCAACAGAUGGAUGAAGAAAAGAAAGGAUUGUGGAAAACACUAAUGCAGCGAUUCUCCUCUAAACCAGAAGAUGCAGCUGUGGAAAAGCCAGAAAAGUAGAUAUUUUGCACUAUAAGCUCCAGCCUAGCACACUUGUUAUAAAACUUGUUGCUACCUUUUUUUUUUUUUUAAAUAUGUGUAUUGUACAGUUUCAUUCUUAUCUGCUGUAUGACAAUUCAUGUUUAACAUCUUUUGUCCAUAAUUUGUAAACAAUUAAAGAUUCAUUGUAUUCAA